UUUAGUUAGUACACUUUGUUGGUGGUCCUUUGUAAUUUUUUAUGGCCUACAGGGCGUCGGUGAAUGUCCUCCUUUUUACGUAUAUUUUAUUUGUUUAAUUGCAUAAGAAAUGUGUCUCAAAAUUGAAUCUACAAUGUUUUUUUGUUGAUGAAAGGUGUUGCAAUCGGGAUUUGGUCAAUACAGGUUAGAAACUGAUCACCGUUCCGAGGAUAUUGAACUGAUUUCUAAGAAUGGCUGCCGAUCAUUUUUGCCUGCGAUGGAACAAUUAUCAAAGCAACAUGGUUUCAGAAUUGGAUAUUUUGAGAAGCGAAGAACACCUUGUGGAUGUAACACUGUCUUGCGAUGGACAGAAAUUUCGAGCUCACAAAGUGAUAUUGUCAGCAUGUAGCGCUUACUUUCGCAAUGUCUUUAAGGAAAAUCCAUGUGAACAUCCAGUGGUGAUUCUGAAAGACGUCAGUUGUGAAGAUGUGGAAGCACUUCUAAGUUUUGUCUAUCAAGGCGUAGUUUAUGUGUCAGAAAAGAAACUUUCUUCUUUUCUUCAGACUGCCGAGCUUCUACAAAUCAAAGGCCUGACUGGAGCAGCGAAUACACUUAAGGAUGAAAACUUAAGCGAAAAAGCAACUGUGCCAAACAAACCAAUAGUGCCACCGAGGAAAGUACUUCCCGCAGUGUCGCCACCUACUACUCCAGUGGCUAAACGGAGAAAGGGGGCUCCAGUGAGGAUAUGCAAAACUAACGAGGAUCCAGACGACUCGGACAACAAUCAGAGAGAAGAAGAGGACCACGAUCUGGCAAACCUUGUGAAACAGGAGAAGCCAGAUGAUGCCGACAACAGAAAUGCUCUGUCGGAGGGCCAGGGAGAAGAAGACGCGUCUAUGGAGGGAGAAGUGGAGGGAGAUUGUGAUGAAAGUAACGCAGGAGGUGACAACGGAGAAGAUGGAGAAAUUAGAAGAGAAGACAGUACAUUGCUGGAGCGAUCUCUAGUGUCUGUCAACAUGUCUCACUCUUUAGAUACUCAAGGCGGUUUUCCACCAUUCUCCCUACCUGGUUCAGGUUCUACUCUUCCUGCCAAUCUCAACUUACCCGAACAAAUAACUGCAACUGGUAACUCUACGAGUGGAGGUAACCAGAUGACAGCCCAGCCUUGUCCUCUUUGUCCGAAGAUCAUCAGCAACAAGUCUAACCUGCUGAAACACAUGAGAAUCAGACACACAGAAGAGUACAACCCAGCCUACUGCCUCAUCUGCAACAAGCUGUUCAAGAACAAGUACAGUCUGCGAGCGCACAUCAACAUCUACCACAAGUUCAUGUUGAACUCGUCAGCGAGUCAGCAGCCUCAACAACUGCCUCAGAUGUCUCAGAUGACUCAACCCCAGCCGUUCUGACACGUCUAGUUGAGUUGGAAGCUGACAUCUUUUAACCCUGAACUCUCCCGUUCACAUUGGCCUUGUGCCUGUGUGCGGAACGUUUUUUUUUUCAUGAAAGAGGUAAGCUAGAACAGAAUUAACUAUACUUAUCAAUUUUUAGUGGACUCGAGCAUUAAUUUCACCUACCUUAGUUUCACAUUCUGUCACCCGAAUACAUCACCAGAUUUCACAUUGGUUAUCCUCAACCAAUGGUAGUGUCCAACAUAAAAAUAUUUAAACUCUCGGUAGCCAGCAGCACUACCCCAAAAAAAUUAUUAGAGUUUGGGAAGUAGCCGUGAUGAGAGCCUAGCUCAUGUUAAUGAUUCUGUGCUAAAAUGGUGUAUAUACCUGCUUUAAGGCAAUCCUUUCAAUUGCUUACAGAAAAUAUAUUUUAUUUAAAAUAUUGUACAUUUUUUUACAUUCAAUGUUUAUAUUUCUCUUCCAAAGAGUGAAUCAAACAAUCAAGUGAUAUUGGAACUGAAAAAGAUACAAAAUAUUUUCAUUGUCAUACACUUUUUAAUAUCACAAAAACUUGUUUUAAUUUUUGUACUAAAUUUGAAUUUUUACAAGUGAUGGAUAGUUAUUUAUCCUUGAAAAUUAUAAUUUUUAAAUGCUGAUUCAAUUAAAUUACAUUUGAAUAUUUGCAUGGGUCUCUUUACAUAUAAAUGAAGUACCUUGAGACAUUGGACUAAGUACGAAUAAAAUGAGUGACCUGAUAAAAGGCAGGACCUAAAGUCUUAAACUCAGCUAUAUGAAGGGAGAUUUUAAAUAUUUUUGGAUUCAAUCAAGUUUUUAUAGUAACUUUUUUCUUUACAAUAUUUGACAAUUUUAAGAUUUACAAACGUUGCAGCUGGAAUGUGUGUUGAUAAUUAUUUUUAACAAAUAUUUUUUUUACUUUUCAUUUUCUACUUCUAUUCAUUUUGUACCAAUAUAUUUUAUUUUUUUAUUAAUUUAUAAGUUCUUGUGGUUCUUAAAAAAAAUUCCUGAUGAUUUUUUUUAUUAUUCUUUGGUUGUUGUGAAGAAACCUCUUUAAAAUUAUAGUGUUUAUGAUAAAACCCUGAUUUUGUUUCCAAAUAAUGGGUUAGUUUUUCAUUAUUUUCAAAAAAUUAACAUUAUGUUUAUGUUGGUUUGUAAGUUAAGUGUACAGUAGAACCUCUUUAAUCCGAACCCCCGUAAUUCGAACGUCCACUAAUCCGAACCCCUCAUUGCUGUACUCUAUACACAGUACAGCAGUUCUUUAUUGUAUACUGUAUAACCACCUAUCAAUUUUAAUGUAUGGUACUGGUUAUUCACCAUGUUUACUACUGUAUUAAAUAAUAAACACUGUAUUUUAAUUUAUAAAACAUUUUUUUCACUUUUCACAAAAAAAUUUUGAUUAGUUUUAGCCAUUUUUUUAGCAAUUGUUAUGUAAAAACAACAAUAUGUUCUGUAAUCCGAACUAUUCACUAGUCCAAACUACCCCUGGUCUCAAUUAGUUCGGAUUAAAGAGAUUCUACUGUAUGUCUAAAAUAUCAUGUUAAACGAUAUAACUUAAUUAUUUAUACCAUAAAAUAUAUCUUCUAUUUUUAGAAACUUCUUUAUGUGCCUUCCAUUAAAAAGCAACAAUUGUGAUCAAUUUUGUAUACAUAAAAAUAAUGGCAAUAUUUUUGUACUUAAAUCAAAUUAUUUUUACACUUGAAGCUUCUAGUUAAAUAUAACUUUGUAUUCAUUAAUGUAAUGAAGUUAUCGAUAUUAUGACCACAAAUUCACAAAUUAAGCUAAGUUAGGAGUAGCUACAAAUCACAAUCAGUGUAAAGCUUUUAUAUUUAUACUACACAACAAUUAAUUAAUUCUUAAUAUAACAGAUCUUUUUACUUCUCAUAUAAUUAUCACUUUAUACAGUUUUGAUGUAAAUACGCACCAUAUGUACACAAGCAUGUUGUUUUGCAUGUAUUCGGCAGGCCAGUUCUCAAUCGAGUAUCUCAUUAUUUUGGGUUACCAUGUCCUGAUUUUUUUUAUGACCAUAUUAACUUAUUCUCACAUAACAUCACAGAUUUAUUUUUAUAGUCAUAUUCAACCAUUGACAAUUUAAUUAGUCUUUGAUGUGUUGAAAAAGACAAAAAUCUUGUAACCAUCACAUUAAGUAUAGAUGUAAAUAGAAUAUAUUUUAGAUUAUGACCUUUUUAGGUGCAUCAGUAAAAAAUGUGUCAAAUAUCCUUAUUUCUUCCGAUAUUGUUGUGCCAAGACAUGUAUACCCUGUCCGUUAACUAGUAGGCCCUAGAGGAUUAGUAAGAAAUAACUUUAACAAGUUCAUGUACUAUGUUACAUAAAUAUGUUGAACAGCUCAGAUAGGUGAUUGAUUGGUUCAGUCGGUAGCGCCACAAAUUUUGGGUUUAAUGAAGCGAUGUCCUGGGUUAGGAUCCUAGUACCUGCCGUUACAUUUUAUCAGUACACUCCAAUCUAGCUAUGUACGAGCUCACCCUUUGCUUUGUUGGAUACAUUUGCACAGGCCUCUGUGGUCCAUGUAGAUGGGCAAUUAAAAAGUAAAAGAGACUAUCAACCUUUGUUUGAAAAAAUAUAAAAAUUGGCGGGCUUGCUGAGUGGUUAUAGUGCUCGCCUGGAAAUCAAAACCCCACUUGUUCAAACCUGGAAACAUUUAUUAGCAUUUUGUCAGAUAAAACGGGAUUUUUCUUUACAUUAAAGGAUAAAACGGGAUUUCCUCUACCCGGUGAUUUUUGUUUUGGUUGUGUGGAAAUAGGGGUCAAACUUUUUGAGCUAAGCAGUCUGUGAGUAUGUAUGUGUUUAGUCACUAAUCCUUUUGCGACUGCAAGUGAACGGACAGAUUAUAACUGUUUUGAACAAAUAUUAAAGGAUAGUUUAACCCAAGCUUCAAUCUUAGCCAAUAGGCUAAGAUCAGUAAGAUAGUUAUUGACAAGUUCAGGGACAAUCAUCAUGUAUUUCAUUAUGUAGUAGUUACAUAGUGUACAUGGUAUAGUUGUGUAAAGCCAAAGAUAUAGUUUUUAUACAUUAAAAAGUAAUGUAAGAAUUUUAGCUAGGUUUUAGACUUAGUUUUAUAUUGUAAUAUUUUAUAUAUCAAAUGUAUUGUGGAUAAUUUUUACUGUUGGUUUUCAAGAGUUACUUUGCAAAAGAGAUGUUAGGUGCUGUGUCAACUGAACAAUAAUAUUUAUAUAAAUGUACAAAACUGCAACUAGCACAUAUACCUUUAGCUUCUGGUUUGCAAUUUUUAUUUUCUCUUAUGGAGAAGUGAUUGACUAGAUCAAACGAAGGCAUCCAGAGUAAAUUUGAAACCCAAUUGAAUGGUUCAGUCAAUUUUUAUAAAACAUUUUUUGCAAAAUUCCCUAGUCUUCACACAAUAGUGACAAUUUUUGACAGAUAAAUCGGCUUUAAGUAUGUUCUUUUUAUAAUUUAGUAACAAAAACACAGGCAUAUUAGUGUAAACAUAAUGCUCUUAGCUUGGCAAUUAACAAAUAUGAGUCGUGGUUAUGUUUUGUGUUUGAUUACAUUAACUAUUUGAUGCUCUUAGAACUGUGGCCAAACAUUUUUGCAUAAAUAUUAUCAAAAGUAAUGAUAGUAGUGACGAAUGAAGUUUAAGAGUGUAGGCCUAUCCUAAAAAAAGACAAAUUCACCAUAUUGAGAAUGUUGACAGCAAUGUAGCUUUAAUGGCUGAGAUUUAAAAUAUUUUAUAUUGUUUUAAACUUUUUAUAACUGUUUUUUAGCAGUGUUAAUUAAUUGUUUAAGGUUUAAUUUCGACUCAUUGUAGAUCUCAUUUCGUUUUGUAGAAAAACAAAAUCAGUUAAGCUUUAAAACCAAAAGAUUAGUAGUUAACAUUUAGACAAAGUAUUUUUAAUCCAAAGCAUCUAGUGUGUAUAUAAACUGUAUAGUUUUCAUUACUCUUGUACGUGUGGAGUUUAGUUAUACAUUUUUGUAGAACAGUUUUUCUAGAUUAGAAUCAUAUAAUCCAUGGCAUAUUGGAUUGUUUAUUUUCUAUAGUACUCGUAUUGCCUGUCAUGUUUUAUUUUUGUGACGUAUUAAAGAAUCCUCAUUUUAUUAUUGA
Molecule: messenger RNA, 5460 nt
Organism: Macrosteles quadrilineatus (aster leafhopper)
Lineage: Eukaryota; Metazoa; Arthropoda; Insecta; Hemiptera; Cicadellidae
Product: protein abrupt-like
Exons: 8
Coding region: 231-1385 (384 amino acids)
Biological process (GO): regulation of transcription by RNA polymerase II
Cellular component (GO): nucleus
Molecular function (GO): protein binding
Source: RefSeq, a predicted model, not a curated record